Messenger RNA from Danio aesculapii, 913 nucleotides. RefSeq names its product zona pellucida sperm-binding protein 1-like. Gene Ontology annotation, biological process: prevention of polyspermy; binding of sperm to zona pellucida. Gene Ontology annotation, molecular function: acrosin binding; structural constituent of egg coat. NCBI's taxonomy places the organism in Eukaryota, Metazoa, Chordata, Actinopteri, Cypriniformes, Danionidae. The record is from RefSeq and is a predicted model, not a curated record. Bases 1 to 894 code for a protein of 297 amino acids. The transcript has 8 exons. Gene Ontology annotation, cellular component: egg coat.
AUGUCUGGUGUAACACAAGAUAAGUGUCUGACUAGAGGAUGCUGUUUUGAUGUGAUAACCUCAGUCUGCUAUUAUCCAAUGGAUGAAUGCACUGCUGAUAAAAACUUUGUGUUUGUGGUUCACAAUGAUUUUGCAAACAUCCCUGUGAACCCUAUGAACUUAAUGGUUGCUGGAAAGACUGGUUGCAAGCCUGUUAUCUCCAACAAAGACUUUGCAAUUUUUAAAUUUUCUGUCACUGAGUGUGGGACACAUUCAUUUGCCAUAGGUCAGACAAUGAUUUACCUAGCUGAGGUACAGACUAUCAUCAAAGUUCGCAACCUAAAGUAUGGCAUGAUCUCCAGAGACAACCCUAUCAGUGCAGGAUACAUGGUUAUGAGCCCCAGUCUACCUUCACACAUGUUGUCUGAAGGAUUGUUUGGAGUUCAGCUUUUGAUUUCUGAGGAUGAGACUUUCACCAAGUUUUAUCCACAAUCCCAUCAGCCCCUAAAUGUUCUUUUGGGUAAGCCUGUGUAUUUGGAAUUGCGUUUGAAAUCUCCAAAACCUGCAGCUACUCUUCAAGUUCACUAUUGUGUGGCAUAUCCACACUCUGCUAGGAGUGCCCUGGUCCUGCUGUUUGAGGGAUGCCCUAAUCCUCUUGAUCCUGGCAAUACCUCCAUACUUCAUGUGAAUGACCUUCCUCAGAAUCUGAACCAGCGUCGUUUUAAAAUUGAAGCCUUUCAGUUCAUGGAUUUGUCCAGCAACAAAUAUCAAAAUGAAGAGAUUUACUUCAUGUGUUCUACUGAAGUGUGCAUGCCCUCUGAGUUGCCCUGUGUGGAGACCUGCUUUGAUGGAAAGCUAAUACAAUUUAUCUAUUUUCUUCAAGUUACAAUAAUUAGGACCCACGUCAACCACUAGCAACUGGAUUUUUUUUUUU